This is a messenger RNA of Thalassophryne amazonica, 2130 nucleotides long. RefSeq names its product ly6 domain containing, pigment cell (gene lypc). The coding region runs from base 349 to 732 and encodes 127 amino acids. The record is from RefSeq and is a predicted model, not a curated record. The transcript has 3 exons. NCBI's taxonomy places the organism in Eukaryota, Metazoa, Chordata, Actinopteri, Batrachoidiformes, Batrachoididae.
UACUGUUUAAUGUCUUAUGACGGAGACGACGCAUUCAAACCAGAAAACAAACCAGAAGAGCGGCCGAGCUGAAGUGACAGGCUCAAAAUCCAAAUGAUCCAUGGGGUCUGACUGUCAGCACAGUGAAUAACAGUGGAAACAUCAGCAGAAGCAAAGCUGUGGGUCUGGAUGUCAAAUGCAAAGGGUCGGACAAGACAUCCAGUAAUUGAAUCUGCAAAUAAGUCGGCUGAUGCAUUAGCUCACCUUCAGCUGUGGGUUCAGUGAGACUGGAGACAUCCCAGAAAGGACUGUCCAGAGUGCAACCAGCGUGAAGAAUUUACAGAUUCAGGACUUCUUUCAGGAAGCACGAUGUCUCCUUCACAAAUUCUACUGGUAUUUGUGUGUUAUCUACCUCUAGCAGCUUGCCUGCACUGUUACACCUGCGUGUUUCCUGCCAUCUCUUCCCUGGACUGUCUGAAGUUUCCUCAGGAAUGUCCCGCUGGGCAGCGCUGCCUGUCAAGUACUGCAACGGGAACACGCGGUGCACUGCAGCUGACGCUGUAUGAAAAGAGUUGUGCCAUCCCCUCCCAGUGUGGCGUGAGCGGACAGAAAUACACUGCAGGCAUCUACUUCAACUUCACAAAUGUCUGCUGUGAUACAGACCUGUGUAACAGGGCUGUGCCCGCUGCUGCCCUCUACUGGGGAGGAGUGUUGCUCUGCCUGCUGCCUGCAUACUUCGUGCUGCUGACCUAAGCAGCCUCAGAUAUUACCUGGAAAGAAAAAAAAGUGCAUAAAAAUGUACAUGAAUACUUCCAGCUGUACGCGCUUAACAGGGACGGAAAAUUCCUUCAUUUCUAAUAACAAUCACAUGCACGCCACAGCAAAUAUUAGCACUCCACUGAUAUUGUGUAGGAUUAUGUAAGUGUGUAAUAUUUUCCUCUCAUAUUUUAUAAAAAUUCUGACUAAAAACAGCUAAGACACUUUUUUUUAUUCUAAUAGUUGCAGGAAUUUACUGCCCUGAAAUGACAGGGAAAAACAAAGAAAAGUCACAGCUGGACAAAUACGAGCUGUAAAAGUACAACACUUAACACAGUUAUACAUUUUUAAAUAUAAUACUCUAACACUGGCUUUUAAAUACAUUAGAGAAAUAUAGAUUUUUUUUUCUUAUGGUGCAAUUUUUCAUGAAUUUAAAAAGUAACUCCAACCAUUUGUGUGUUCACAAUCCCAAUGCUAUUACAAUCUGAAAUGCUUCAGUAGUGAAUAAUAAAAUUAGAAUAAAAACACUCCACCUACUACUUGUUUUUUUAUUGUAAUAAUCAUAAAUGAACAACAGUAAUGUAUAAAACUGAUGUGAGCUUGAUUGUUUGCAUUGCUGAUUUAAAGUUAUUUAAAGCUUUUAUUUCCACACCACUGUUGACUUUGUGGGUUUUAAGUGCAAAAAAAGAAAUAAAAAGCUAAAAUACUCGGUGAAAAAGCACAGCAUAGGAAGUGAAAUGAAAAGCACAACAAACAAAAUACAUUUCAGAUAAAAAAAAAAAGAUAAACUUUGAUCAUUAAAAAAGCAUUUUAAGGAUUGUAACAGUAAAUGUUCCCUGAAAAAUGUACGAAGACAGUUGGAGAGAAUAAUACGAUCACUUUAAACAAACUUGCAGAACAUUAAAGCUGCAGUUUGGUCCCAAAGCUGAUUAUAAAAUACAGACGGAACAAUAAUUCAGUCAAGUGAAAAAUUGCAUGUCUGGCGUACAUCAAAGCUUGAGCGGAGUUUUCUUGUCUAAUUAAAAUGAUAAUCAACAAUAGUUUUCACAAUAGAUGUAACUUAUCACUGGACAGUGCACAGGAUUGUCUUUUUAGUUAGGAAAAAUUACACUUAGGUUCCAUAUUUUUAAACAAGUUUUACCCCAAAAUAACAAAAAUAAUAUAACGAGGCUCCAAAAUUAAAAGACAACAGUUUUGUAAUAUUAAUUUAAACAGUGUCUUGCAGGUACUUAAAUCUUUAAAAAAGCUGCAGUUAUUUUUUUGUUUCCAGUUCUUCUCAAUGGCUCAAUUUUAAGUUCCUCUUCAAGAAAUUUAAUACAAAUAGCACAGUCUCUUCAAAUACUGAAGAAAAGAACAACCUUCAAUUUAAUGUUACCGUUUUGCCUAACUGCUGAU